Pseudoliparis swirei is the source of this 2407-nucleotide messenger RNA. RefSeq names its product melanoma receptor tyrosine-protein kinase-like. Gene Ontology annotation, biological process: cell surface receptor protein tyrosine kinase signaling pathway; positive regulation of kinase activity; cell differentiation. The transcript is spliced from 15 exons. NCBI's taxonomy places the organism in Eukaryota, Metazoa, Chordata, Actinopteri, Perciformes, Liparidae. Gene Ontology annotation, cellular component: basal plasma membrane; signaling receptor complex. The record is from RefSeq and is a predicted model, not a curated record. Gene Ontology annotation, molecular function: ATP binding; epidermal growth factor binding; epidermal growth factor receptor activity. Bases 1 to 1965 code for a protein of 654 amino acids.
AUGCAAUCACACCAUCAUCACACCAUCACCACACCAUCAUCACACCAUCACAACACCAUCAUCACACCAUCAUCACACCAUCAUAACACCAUCAUAACGCUCUCCUUCUCCAGGGAGGUGCAGCAGGAGAACCUCUGUGUGCGCUGCCACCCGGAGUGUCUCCUGAGGACCAGAACCCAGACCUGCAGAGGACCAGGUCCAGACCAGUGUUCCCAGUGCUCUCACUUCCAGGACGGCCCUCACUGUGUGCGGCGCUGUCCUCAGGGAGUUCCGGGAGACGGGGAGUCUGUGAUCUGGACGUUCCCCUCCGGGUCGGGCCGGUGCCGGCGCUGCCACCAGAACUGCACCAUGGGGUGUUCAGGAGCUGGACUGGCUGGAUGCAGCGGUGGCUCCGCCUCCUCGGCGGUGCCGGUGGUCGUGGUGGGCGGGCUCCUGGCGGCGGUGGUCGUGGCGCUCGUGGUCUUCGUGCUGCUGCGGCGGCGCCGGAUCGGCAGGAGGAGGACGCUGCGCCGCCUGCUGCAGGAGAGAGAGCUGGUGGAGCCGCUCACCCCGAGCGGUGAGGCCCCCAACCAGGCGCUGCUGAGGGUCCUGAAGGAGACGGAGCUGAAGAAGAUCCAGGUUCUGGGCUCCGGGGCCUUCGGGACCGUCUUCAAGGGCCUGUGGAUCCCUGAAGGAGAGAACGUGAGGAUCCCAGUGGCCAUUAAAGUACUCCGAGAAGCCACCUCCCCCAAAGCCAACAAGGAGAUCCUGGACGAGGCGUAUGUGAUGGCGAGCGUGGACCACCCUCACGUGUGCCGCCUGUUGGGGGUGUGCCUGACGUCGUCGGUGCAGCUGGUGACUCAGCUGAUGCCGUGCGGCUGCCUGCUGGACUACGUGCGGCGGCACGGCGGCCGGCUGGGCGGCCAGUGGCUGCUCAACUGCUGCGUCCAGAUCGCCAAGGGCAUGAACUACCUGGAGCAGCACCACCUGGUCCAUCGUGAUCUGGCAGCCCGGAACGUUCUGGUCAAAACUCCGAACCACGUGAAGAUCACCGACUUUGGCCUCGCCAAACUGCUGGAGGCCGAAGAGGAAGAGUACCACGCAGAGGGGGGGAAGGUCCCCAUCAAGUGGAUGGCGUUGGAGUCCAUCCUCCAGUCGACCUACACUCACCAGAGUGACGUGUGGAGCUUCGGGGUCACGCUGUGGGAGCUCAUGACCUUCGGCUCCAGGCCCUACGACGGCAUCCCGGCCAGCCAGAUGGCCUCGGUGCUGGAGAGAGGAGACCGGCUGCCCCAGCCCCCCAUCUGCUCCAUCGAGGUCUACAUGGUCCUGGUCAAAUGUUGGAUGAUCGACGCCUCCAGUCGUCCGAAGUUUAGAGAGCUGAUAGUGGAGUUCUCAAAAAUGGCCAGAGAUCCAUCCAGAUACCUGGUCGUACAGUCCUGCCGCUCCAGUCCGGCAGACAGCAGCUUUUCCUCUCGCCUGCUGAGCUCAGACGACAUGGAGGACGCGGUGGACGUGGACGAGUACCUGCUACCGUACAAAGGAAUGUGUCGCCAUGACAACGCCACGGGCGGUCCUCCGGUCCGAGGGAACAGCCUCACUCUGCGUUACAUCAGCGACCCGACCCACACCGCACUGGAGGAACCAGACGUCAGCCACGAGUACAUGAACCAGAGCAGCCGGCGGGCGGAGGGCUUCAACCCCAACUACGAGGACCUGGACCUGGACCUGGACCUGGACCUGGACCUGGGCCGGACUCUUGGACCCGGGUCCUCUGGACCCGAGUACCUGAACACCGCCCGGAGCUCGCUGCCCCUCGACAACCCGGACUACCAGGACCACUUCCUGCUGCGGGCCACGCCAUCCGCCUCCAACACCACCACGGUCACUGGCAACGCCUUGUUCCUCCGGGGGGAGAACCUGGAGAACCUGGAGUACCUGGAGUACCUGGGUCUUGGUGCUGCACCGCACGGCUCCGUCCACUAGGGGGCAGCAGCAUCCAGACAGUGGAAACCAAGCCGCCUCAGCGGUCUUCCUUGUGAAGUCCGACAGGAAGUAGUUCUGCUUCACUGGAACACAACCUGCACGCUGAGCGCUGCUCGACGGCACUCGGGCAGCAGUUACUGAGGAAGAGGCGAGGAUUCAAACCAACGAACUCUAUUUCCUUGUCGUGGCUGCGUUCGUUCAGAGUUGUUGAGAAGAAACUAAACAUUUCACUUUCACCAGAGCAGGAUUGUGAUUGGUCCGUCUGGGAGGAAGAGACGGAGACAGACGCACAGCGCAUUGCUGCGUCCUCUCACCUCCUCUCCUCUCCUCACCUCCUCUCCUCUCCUCACCUCCUCUCACCUCCUCUCACCUCCUCUCCUCUUCUCACCUCCUCUCACCUCCUCUCCUCUCACCUCCUCUCCUCUUCUCACCUCCUCUCCUC